CACUUUGUUAAUUUUGUCCGUCUCCUCCUGCCUUUCUUGAACUAGUCUCAGUCAACGCUCUCAUGUCCUCUUCAUCCUCUCCUUCUUCUACUUCCUCUGUUUCUCUCAAAACAUUAUUAUUCCAACAAGAAUCGAAACGCCGUUGACAUUCUUUCAUUACGCAAAGCAACCCAAUUCAGCAAAGCCAUGGUUGGAUGGCCGCAUCUACUGGUGACGGGAGGUUCUGUGGCGGUUGUUACGACUCUGUUGAUUGUAUUGAUAUGGCGAUUGUUUUUUUUCAAAAAGCACAAAACUUUAGAGGUCACCACGACGAGACCUGCAACUAAUAAUAAUCAGAUUCAGAGCAUACAAGAUGGGGUUGCGAAGGUUCACCAAGAGAGUCGGAUUCCGAGUCCCAAUCUUCAUCGACCUGAUUCGGACGCCAAAUUCAAAAGAGGGAAUAAUUUCAAUGUGUUUCGACGAGGGGUUUCAUCGAAGCCUCUGUUCAAUUGGGCAGAUCAUCCGGCGAUGAUCACAGAUGCGGUUGAGAAUGGGUGGUCGAGAUUUGGGUUCACAGGGCACUACGUGUCGUCUCCGUCCGCACGAUCGUCGCUGUUGGGUUUUUGUGCGGCUGGAGAUUAUAACAGAGAAGCAGAAGCAGAGAUUAGUUGGGAAGUUUGUCAAGGAUCAGCUGAUUUUAUGCAAAAAAUAAGGCUAAAUCCAGGAGGAUUCAAGAGAAAAAACCCAAGCAAUCUUUCCAUGUCUGCUGCUUCUGUCAUCAGAACUGCUCUGCCUCUACCAGGACCUCCUUUGGGGAAUCUGUCUUUCCCUCAAGAAGCAUAUUUUGAGAUCACAAUUUUGUUUAGUCCCAGGGAAGAAAAUGAUUCAGUGGGGAGCAACAGUAAGGAAAGUGAGAGGAGUAAACUUAUUCAGAUUAAUCAAAAUCCGAAAACAAAUUCGGAUUCUUUAGUCCAUGUUAGCAGCAGCAGUCAUAGAAUCAGCAACAUUGAAGAGAUGAGGUUUGCGGUGAAAGAUGAUUAUGGAAAAGAAGAAGCAGUGGUUCUGUCAAUUGGACUCACUGCAGGUGGGUCUUUGCCUCUCAAACUCCCUGGAACAUAUCCAGGAUCAAUUGGAUUCAACUCCACUGGUUCUGUCUUUCUUGAUGGAAUGAAACUUGUGUUUGAAUCUGUAAGGACAGAGUGGGGAAGAACAGGUAAGGUAAUUGGGUGCGGAUAUGAUCCUAAGCAAAAGAAAGUUUUCUUCACAGUAGAUUCGGAGCUGGUGCACGUAAUACAUUGCAAGUCAGAUGAGUUUGGGAGUCCCCUGUAUCCAACUCUUGCAGCAAAUGCAGACAUACUGGUUCUUGUUAAUUUGGGACAAAGUACAUUCAACUAUGCACCAGCAAACGCGCAACGCACCCCGAAUCCUUGCUUCAUUGGUCCUCUAGUGAAGUCACCUGCAUUAGGGUAUGAAGACAGCAAGGAACUCUUCUCAAUGGGAAGAAUUGAUUCUCAAUGGCUUAAUCGAAGCGUGGCCAGAGGUAGCCUCAACAACCACAAUGGUGUCAAUAAAGAAGUAGAUUUUGAUGAGGAAUCUGAGGCUGAUUUGUUUGAAAUUGUGUUGGAGAGUAGUGGAAGGUCUCCUAACACCACUUCAUAACAGCAAUGGAAUUCAUUUUGGGUCUUUAGAAUGAGAGGACGAAUCUCUGGAAUUUGCAGUGGGUUUUUGGUUGAUGAAAUGCAUAGACAGAGACAACUUUGUGAAGAAUACAAAUACAGGGUACAUACAAAAGUUUCUUUUGGGGGAUUAUUCAUUAUUGUUGUUUGAACAUUUCUUUUAUUGCCUGGCCCUCAAUGUAUUUAUACCUUGCCAAAUAUACAUUUCUCAUCCAUGUAUAUAUAUAAAACACUGAAAUCCAUUCAAGACAUGUGUGUUGACCUUU
This is a messenger RNA of Tripterygium wilfordii, 1921 nucleotides long. RefSeq lists its product as uncharacterized. Gene Ontology annotation, biological process: cell-cell adhesion. Gene Ontology annotation, molecular function: protein binding. The record is from RefSeq and is a predicted model, not a curated record. NCBI's taxonomy places the organism in Eukaryota, Viridiplantae, Streptophyta, Magnoliopsida, Celastrales, Celastraceae. The transcript is spliced from 2 exons. Bases 187 to 1638 code for a protein of 483 amino acids.